Molecule: messenger RNA, 1027 nt
Organism: Sebastes umbrosus (honeycomb rockfish)
Lineage: Eukaryota; Metazoa; Chordata; Actinopteri; Perciformes; Sebastidae
Product: microfibril-associated glycoprotein 4-like
Exons: 5
Coding region: 157-897 (246 amino acids)
Biological process (GO): elastic fiber assembly
Source: RefSeq, a predicted model, not a curated record
UCUAUAGUUUAGAGCAGGUCUAGAUCGUCCUCUAUAGUCUAGAGCAGGUCUAGUGUUCACUCUGUGGUCUGAACCAGAACCAGACCACAGCCGGGUCUCCCUGCUCUGACUGCAGAAGCCAAAUGUUCAGAUGGUAAACUGUGUUUCUAAUAGAACAUGAAGACAACGUCUCCUCUGUUCCAGCUGCUCUCAGUCGUCCUCGUCCUCCUGGCUCCACUGGUGAUCAGCUGCCAGCAGCUCGUCCUCCCUCUGGACUGCAGCGACAUCUAUAAUCAUGACCAGAGCCGACCCAGCGGAGUGUACACCAUCUAUCCCAUCGGAUCCACGUCUGCUGUCCAGGUGUACUGUGACAUGGACUCACUAGACGGACGGUGGACGGUGUUCCAGAGGAGGAUGGACGGCUCGGUGAACUUCUACAGGCCCUGGGACCACUACAAGAUGGGCUUUGGUAGCGCUGCUGGAGAGUACUGGCUGGGUCUUGAGAAUCUCUUCCAGCUGACUCUGAGGAAAAGGUACGAGCUGCUGGUCGACAUGGAGGACUUCAUUGGGAACAAAGUGUUCGCUCGUUACUCCUCGUUCGCCAUCGACCCAGAGUCCAACGGAUACACACUGCAUGUGUCUGGAUUCACUGAUGGAGGAGCAGGAGACUCCCUGAGUGUUCACAACGGGAUGAAGUUCUCCACCUUCGACAAAGACCAGGACACCUCUGAUGCGAACUGUGCCAGACAUUACCUGGGGGCGUUCUGGUAUGUUGGCUGUCACUCUACAAACCCCAACGGGGUUUAUCGUUGGGGAGCUGACAGCACUCUCCAUGCUGUUGGAGUGGAGUGGGCCUCUUGGAAGGGUUAUAACUACUCCCUGAAGACCAUCAGCAUGAAGAUCCGUCCGGUGCAGUAGUUCACCAGGACCAACGUACAGCAGAAUAUCAGCUGAUGAUGACAACAUGUAAUGUAACGUUGGAGGUUUGAACCCUGAUGUGAAUCAUUAUCUGCUGUAAGGUGACAAUAAAUGAGAAGCUGAGCAGAAA